AUGUUAUUACGUUGGAACAUCUUAUUUAUCUUACUUUAUUUUUUCCUUUUAACAAAAGGAAUUAAUAUUGAGAAUCUUAAGAUAACAUUUAAAGCUCUUAAAAAUGAAAGUGUAACAAAAUCUAUUACUCUUAAAAUGAUAAGUGAAACAAUUAAAGGGCCUUUCAUAUAUGGAAAAAAGAAAUUAGAAAAUAUCAAAGUAGUUCGAUUGAAUAUGAAACAUUUUAAUGGUUUGAAUGGUGUUAAAGGAAACUUUAAUACAAUAUCUUCACAAAAUUCAAGUUCUAAUGCUCCAAAGAAUACUGAAACUUUUAUAACAAUAUUUGAAUCAGAAAAUAUUGUACAUAAGUCAUUAAAUUUAAAAUCUAUGGAAAUUGAAUGUAGUAUCAAAGUAUGUCAUAAUGGGCUUAUUUUAAUUAGUCAAAAAAAAAUAGAAAAAAUUGAUGGUAUUGAAGAUAACUCUUUAAAUGGAAUUUUUAUGUUAUUUACACAUGAUGAUAUUUUUUUUCCAGUAUCAACUUUAAAUAUUGUAGAAUACAAAAAUCCUCUUGUAAAAUGUCCUCAAUUUGGUAAUUGGAUUUCAAAAAAUAAAUUUUUAGAAUAUAAGCAACAUGAAUCAUUUGUGAUUUAUAAUGAUGAAAUGUUACAUAGUACUUUUUCAAUCUAUCCUGCUAUAAAAACAAAUUCUAAAAAAAAUAUAAUGGAGUGUGGUAGCAUUUUUUUUAAUUCAAAAAAAAUAUUAACAAUUGGCUACAACUUAAGAAUAGAUGUUAGUGUAGUGCCACGUGUUAUUGAAAUUGAACAAAUAAGAAGCCUUGAUUGUAGUCUUAUAGAAGGAGGAACUACUUUGGUUGAACAUCAUUUAAAUAAAUUUUUGUAUGUUCCACUAAAAGAAUCACAUAAAAUGAUUCCUUAUGUUCAACAUUUAAAAUCAUUUGAUACAGUUAUUAAAUCAGGUGUAUAUUUAAUUUAUCCUUCACACAACACCGAUUCUGAAAAUAUUCCUGAUAAACCUUUUUGUUCAUAUUUAGUUAAACCAAAAGAUUUAGAUUUAAAGUUUCAAGUUACUUUAAUGAAUAAUAAAUUUAAAGAAAAAAAAUUAAAUUUAAAUAAUACGAUAAAAAAUAUCAAAACAUUAGAAAUUGAUAUUUAUGAGGAGACAAAUAAUAAUUUACAAAAUACUAAAAAUCUUGAGUGUAGUAUUAAUACAAUUUUUCAUAGAAAAAAUGGAGAAACAUUGAAUGAGGAAUUAAAAGAUAAAUUAAAAAACUAUUAUUCUACUAAAUAUAAAUGUGGUUUUGUUAAAUUAGAUUAUGAUGGUACAAAAGUAUCAAUACCUAAAAAUGCUCCAAUUUUGUUUUCAUUAAGUAAAUCUAUUAAAUUUAAUUCUUUUGACAAGUUUGGUCUUUAUCAAUGUCGUUCAAUUGAUAGUAGUAACAAAUUUGAUGCCCCAAGUAAUGUUGAUAAUGAAUUUGGAAUGUUUAUGAUAUUACCAAAAGAAGAUAAUGGAGCAGUUGAAGAAGUUUCAACACCUUAUAAAGAUGAACUUCAAGGUAAAGGUGAAUGUGUAGUAAAUAAACAACAAUUUGGUUUGUUAGAAAGUAUAUCAUUUGAUAAUAUUAAAGUUAUUAAUACUGUAUCAAUUUCUAAUCUUCAAAAAAAUGAAAAUUUCAAAUAUACUAACAAUAAAAAUGGAGUUGUUUACAAAGGAGAAAUUGAAAGACAAAACAAAUUGAUUUGUAUAUAUAAAACAAAUUUUAAUAUGACAUUUAAAAUUACAAAAAUUUUUGACUACAAAACAGAUAGUAAUUUUUCAAGUAGAAUAUUUGGAAUGGGUAUGAAUGGAGGUAUUUAUGUAAUUAUUGCAGCUGUUAUUGCUGUUGGAUUGAUUGGAGUAGCUGUAGUUGUUGCUGUUGUUCUCCUAAAAAAACGCAGAAGACGAAGAAAAAAAAUUAAAAAAAUGUGUAGUAAAGUAAAUUUCAAUAAUACUGUUUCUUCAUUAAGUAGUUCAUCAAAUAGUUUAUCAGAAAGUGUAUCUACUAGUGAAAGUUCAAAAGACAUGAAAAGCAAAAAUAAAACAAAAAUGGGAAAUAAAAAUUCAAAGUCUUCUGUUUCAGUAUCUGGAAGUUUUCAAAAUAGUAAAGAAACAAAAAAUUCUAAAAAUACAUCUCGAACUAGUAGUGUCAUUCGUUUUGCAGCUAAAUAA
This is a messenger RNA of Strongyloides ratti, 2205 nucleotides long. RefSeq lists its product as hypothetical. NCBI's taxonomy places the organism in Eukaryota, Metazoa, Nematoda, Chromadorea, Rhabditida, Strongyloididae. Bases 1 to 2205 code for a protein of 734 amino acids. The transcript has a single exon. The record is from RefSeq and is a predicted model, not a curated record.